Callorhinchus milii (elephant shark) is the source of this 2350-nucleotide messenger RNA. RefSeq names its product pre-B-cell leukemia transcription factor 4 (gene pbx4). The transcript has 9 exons. Gene Ontology annotation, cellular component: nucleus. Gene Ontology annotation, molecular function: RNA polymerase II cis-regulatory region sequence-specific DNA binding; DNA-binding transcription factor activity, RNA polymerase II-specific. The coding region runs from base 50 to 1330 and encodes 426 amino acids. The record is from RefSeq and is a predicted model, not a curated record. NCBI's taxonomy places the organism in Eukaryota, Metazoa, Chordata, Chondrichthyes, Chimaeriformes, Callorhinchidae. Gene Ontology annotation, biological process: neuron development; eye development; animal organ morphogenesis.
GUGUGAGUGAGUGUGUGUGACUGUGUAAGGGGGGCGGUGUGAGUGUGUGAUGGAGGACCAGUCCCGGUUGCUGCAGCCUCACCCCGGGGUGGGGAUGGCCGUGCACUCGCUGCCUCCUCACUCCCAGUCGGACGGAGGCGACCCCGAGGGACGCAAACAGGACAUCGGGGACAUCCUUCAGCAGAUCAUGACCAUCACUGACCAGAGCCUGGACGAGGCUCAGGCCAGGAAACACGCGUUAAACUGUCACAGGAUGAAACCGGCUCUCUUCAGCGUGUUAUGCGAAAUCAAAGAAAAAACAGUGCUGAGCAUCCGAGGUGUUCAGGAGGAGGAGCCCCCAGACCCCCAGCUGAUGAGACUGGAUAACAUGCUGUUGGCGGAAGGUGUUUCAGGGCCUGAGAAGGGCGGAGGCUCGGCGGCAGCUGCGGCAGCUGCAGCAGCAUCAGGAGGAUCUCCUAACGACAACUCCAUCGAACACUCUGACUACAGAGCCAAACUCUCACAGAUCCGACAGAUUUACCAUUCAGAACUCGAGAAAUAUGAACAGGCAUGCAGUGAAUUCACCACACACGUCAUGAACUUGCUUCGUGAACAAAGUCGGACCAGACCCAUUUCACCAAAGGAGAUCGAGCGCAUGGUUUCUAUUAUCCACCGCAAAUUCAGCUCCAUCCAGAUGCAGCUAAAACAGAGCACGUGCGAAGCCGUCAUGAUCCUUCGCUCUCGCUUCCUUGACGCAAGGCGGAAACGACGCAACUUCAGCAAACAGGCCACAGAAGUUCUGAAUGAGUAUUUCUACUCGCACCUGAGUAACCCCUACCCCAGUGAGGAAGCCAAAGAGGAACUGGCAAAGAAAUGUGGUAUCACAGUGUCACAGGUGUCGAAUUGGUUUGGUAAUAAGCGAAUCAGGUAUAAAAAGAACAUCGGCAAGUUCCAGGAAGAGGCGAACCUCUACGCAGCCAAAACCGCAGCUGAUGCUACAACUGUGGUAGGCCAGCAAGGAAGUCAGGCAAAUUCCCCUUCCACUCCCAAUUCAGGUUCUUCUGGUUCUUUUAACAUGCCAAACUCUGGAGACUUAUUCAUGAACAUGCAAUCACUGAAUGGGGAUUCUUACCAGGGCUCUCAAGUUGGAGCUAACGUGCAGUCACAGGUGGAUUCCCUGCGCCAUGUUAUACACCAGACAGGCGGAUACAGUGAUGAACUGGCCGGAAGCCAGAUAUACACCCCAAGACGUAUUGAUGCUAAUGGCAGCUGGCAGGAUGCUACUACCCCAUCGUCUGUAACAUCACCCACCGGCGGACCGGGCAGCGUUAACUCCGACACCUCCAACUGAGCAGCCGCCAGCGACCACCUGCAGCCAGCAGCUGCCCUCUAUCACCAGAUCCCCCGGCUGGGGAGGGGGGCUCGAUAACAACUGUCGGGUCCUCGGGGUGGGGGGGGUAGUUCCUGUGUAGCUGCACCCCUCCCACCCCCCGCCUGCCCGCCCACCACCAAUAUGUAAAUAUAGUCAAGACAAGAAAAAGUAUUUAUACAUUUUUCACACAAUUCAGUGCAGCCAAUUACCUCACUGUAAAACCCUUUUAAAAAAAAACCAAUAGAGGACGCUUCCUGUUUAGGUUCCAGUGCUUACACACUACCUCUCAGCAAUACGCUCAGCUUUGCUCAUAACUUUAAUCAUGACCUUACUCGCUCGCUCACUCACUCGCUCGCUCAGUCGCUCACUCACUCGCUCGCUCGCUCGCUUACUUACGUUUGCGGAUUUUUAGCCUUCUGUCAACGUCGCAUUGUUCCGACUGAGUCAGCUCCACACGCUCCGUUAUUAGCAAACAGCUCACUGUAACAGACUGACGGCUGCAUGAUAAUUAAACCCCUCGUCGCCCUGUUCCUAAAGGUUUCCCGUUCCCAAGGCUGAAGGCCUUGUUGCCUGUGUUUUGUGUAGGUUGAAACGACUGCUUCGGACGUUCAGACAGCUGUUUAACCCUAACAGGGACAGUGUGAUUGUGGUCAGGCAUGUUCUCAUACACUAAUGCAGGCUGACCUUCCUUUCUACUGAUGUUCUAGUGUUUAGCCAUGAUUAGAGGUUAGAAUUGGUUGUAGGAAAUCUGCUGAACAGCUCUGAAUCUGCCCAUCGACCAUUAGGGUUUCUCUGGGCUGACUUGAGGAACCAUCAGCUUUAAACUCGGUGACUGUGGGAUAAAGUGGCUCCGCCACUGCCUGUAGUGCUCCUCUAUUGUUCCUGAUCGGGACUCGGCAUUUAAGAUAAAAUCUAAAAUCUAAACCCGACAGAUGGUUUAAAUAGAAAGAAACAAUAUUAAUCCUUGCAUUUGAUUUAGCCCCUUAUCACGGUCUUCGA